AUGAGCGAUAAAAAAGGAAGCACUUCAAACCAUGGCUUGAAUUUGAACAUACCCCCACCAAGGGUUGCCAAUCAGAUACCUGAUUCACCAACUCGAUUACCAAUAGCGCCACCAACAUCACCAACAAGCUCAUGUGUGUCCAGCGAACUAAGCCUAGAUGACAACAGCAGCAGCAGCAGCAACAACAACAACAAUCGCGGCUGCACUCGGAGCCCUGAAGACAUUUCCAUGGUGCUAGUAGGGUGUUCUCGCUGCCUUAUGUAUAUGAUGGUCAAUGAGGGUGAACCCAAUGGUGGUGUCAAUAUUGAUGACAAUUGUGGUUUUGGGGAGGAUGGUAGUCGUUGCAUAGGUGGUGAUCGUGGUAGUAGUGUCAGUGCAUAUGGUUAUGGUGGUGGCGGUAGCGGUGCCGAUGGUGGUGGUGGCAAUAGCGAUAGCGGUGCCGAUGAUAAUGUUGGUGGUGGUUGA
Molecule: messenger RNA, 465 nt
Organism: Glycine soja
Lineage: Eukaryota; Viridiplantae; Streptophyta; Magnoliopsida; Fabales; Fabaceae
Exons: 2
Coding region: 1-465 (154 amino acids)
Source: RefSeq, a predicted model, not a curated record